Hylaeus volcanicus is the source of this 7492-nucleotide messenger RNA. RefSeq lists its product as uncharacterized. The transcript has 26 exons. Lineage: Eukaryota; Metazoa; Arthropoda; Insecta; Hymenoptera; Colletidae. The record is from RefSeq and is a predicted model, not a curated record. The coding region runs from base 269 to 7492 and encodes 2407 amino acids.
AAUCUAAUCGUUAUGGAUAGUUAUAUAUCCAUCAAUGGUUUCUAAUAAUAAAGAUUAUUCGUAACGUUGACAUCCUUCCAUUAUUCAGUAUUACUCUUUUUACUGUUGAAACAGAGUUCUUCAGGAAGUUUUAAAGCACGCAAGUCUUUAAAAAAAUAAAGUUUGGUGUAAUAUUAAGAAAAAAUGCCUCUAAUAUUUUUCUUUUUGAAUAGGUAAUAGAAUAAAUACAGUUGCAGAGACUCUUGUAAAGUCUGUUGCUUCUAAAUCUAUGGAAAAUAAAGCUACGGACUCUAUUCCUUUUAUGAAAGAUGUCUCUACUAUUAUUGUUAAUGAUAAACCCAAGGCUUCGUCAUAUCAUGAAUCAUUUGCUUCAGUUACGAGUGGUUUACCCAAAACAAUGGUUGAGACAUUGGUGUGUGGAGUUCGUGCCGUUAAAUUUUUAUCAAAACUACCACCGAAACUUUCGCCAGAGAAAUUCCGAAAAGAAAAAAUAUUGUGGGAUUUUGUUAUUCAAGAAGCAAAUUGGUUAGCUAGGGAUUUUUAUUAUGAAAGAAAAUGGAAGAUUGAUAUAGCGGGACGACUUGCUAAGGAAGCGCGCAAAUAUUAUGAUUCCCGUAUUCCUGUUAUAACAAGAGUAUGCAAAACUCAAACAACAGCAGUCAUGUCUUUCUGGUUGGGUGUAGCUUAUUAUUUAGAUGAAAAAACGAUUCCGGACAAUAUGCUUAUGUAUACAAUGAGCGUCAAUGUGAAAGAUUCAAAUUUCUCAUUAUCAAAUGAAGACGUAAAAAAAGACAGUAACGAUUUUGUUGGAGACUCGGUGUAUGUGUCUUCCGACAUGAUGCGCCAUUGUUAUCAAAUUAUCGAAAUGGCUAAGUAUCAGAUAGAAAAAAGAAAAAACUCACCUGAUGAUUCAAAACAUAAUCAAACCUGUAUAUCCAAGAGAGAAUGUUUAAAUGGUUUCUGUGCAACAAAUUUAUCUUCGAAAAGCCAUUCAAAGACUUUUGAUAGAGAAGACAUUCCUUUGAACAAAAAUAAAAUUUUACAAGAUUCCGUGUCGUUAGAAUUUCAUUUUGGUGCCCCUCUUAUAGCUUUAGGAUUCUAUCCCUAUGCACAACAAUAUGCUCUUUAUGUCUUGAACGCUACACUUGUAGAUAAAGGCAUUCAACCUUGUCAUAACACGUGCAACACUAUUCCGUUCACUAAUUUUUAUAGAGAAAGAAAACAAGUCGAUUCUUUGUCUGGUUUAGUUGAUAAUUUUUUAGAUUUUAUAGAGCAGCCGCUUCAUUCACUAGAUCCGUUAGUUUUCGAUAUCCAUCAUGAGUUUUGGGAUGAGAACUAUUUUCCAUUAAGUAAUAAUGAAUUACCAAAUACCGGUGAACGAUUAAACGACGAAUUAUUUCUUCACUAUGUUGAAACAAAAGCUCAAGAAGUUGGCGCCAGUCUUCAUCCAUUUGUUUUUUCACCACCAAACGUGUUACGUGAUGCUUUUUUAGUUCAUAACUUAGAGUGUUCUGAACAAUUUCUGGAUCGAAAUAUCCAAGAUAUAUUUCUAGCUUUUGUUCGUCGUUAUCAAGACUUAAUUGCAGCUGUUUGUGGGUUAAAACGUCGACAGGAAAUGAAGGAAAUAUUAAAACUAGGACAGAAUGAAGAGGGAUUGGUGUCAAAAGGUGUUCAGAAUGAUAUGGUUUGUCAGAAAGCCAAGGAGUACAUUCCUAGUGAUGUACGUUUUACAGAAUUGCGUCGCGAAGACACUGUUGAAGAGAAUGUAUUGAUUUUGUCACGCAAAAAAACACGAGCAAGGCCCCGACAUGAGAAAAGUCUUGGAGAUGCCGAAAAACGGUCUUGUCGAUUAUCUGACGGCGCUGCAACCCUCAAUAAAGAAGCUUCUUUGUAUGAAGAACUUGUUUUGUUUCUUUUAUCUUCCAUUUUAGAUGUUUCACGAAAACCAAAAGUCAUUCCUAAAAUGCCUCUUUCUAUUCCUUUAAAAAAAAUCCAAUUUGGAACCUCUGAAAUUGAUGAGUUAUUGGGAGUUAACAAAAGCCCUAAAUUCACCUGCGGUGGAACAGUUUCAUUGCCUCAUGAGGAUGUUUGGGAGCCAUUGGAGGAUGUUGUUCUGCAACGUUUAGUUCAAUUGUUUCGUUACCCCUCUGUUACAUCCCCAAUGCUUAUAAAAAAUGAAAAUAAUACGUUGGAAACAACUUGCUCAAAUAUGGGAGAGAAAACGCUGAUAUCUUGCAGCUAUUGGGAUAUCAACUGGGAUUUGGUCGCGUCUCAAAUGAAUUCUGCAUUAGUUCCGUUAAACCGAGCGCGGACGGUAUCGAUGUGUCGAAAACGGUGGAAAGAGUGGUGCCAAGUUACAUUAGAUAGGGAGCAGGAAGCGUACAGUUCCUCACCGCAAGAAAAUGAAACCAAUAUAGUCUCAAAAUUAUCUGAUGAAAAAAAAAAAAAAUAUUUGGUCAAUCAAGUUUUAACAUCAUAUCUUUCUGCAUCAACUGACACAUCUUUGGAUAUAAUUCCUUCGUAUCCAGCGCCCCCUAGAGUUGUUUUAGUCUCUCCCUUACCAUUUAUAUCGCAAAGGUUACAAAAAUUACAAGAAACAUACGAAGAAACAUGUUACAACGUAUCUUUAAAACAUUCUUCAAAUUUUUUUUCUUUUUAUGAUGAUACAUGGCGUGAUAAGAGCAGAAAAAAGAAAACACCCGAUAGUCUGAAUGAAACCAUGAGUAACUCAGAUAACGAAUCACUGUGGAACUUGUCGGAUGGAACAGACUCAUCAAACAGUUACGAUUUUAAUGAAACACACUCACUCGAAGAGUUUGCAUUUAUAAAAGACAAAGCUACUCUAGAUUUCAAAGAAGACAUUAAGAAUGAUAAUAAAACUGGUUCUGAAGAAUUAUGUGACGCGACGUUUAAAAUGAUCCAUAAGAAAAAACAUACGGAAAGUGGCAAAAACGAGCCAAAAUUGUCAUUUAUAACCUGUAUAAAUCCUCAUGUAUCCGACCACGGAUUAGUGAACACACUGGAUGCUUUUUUAAAAAAAUCAUACUCAAAGUCCUUUAACUCAAGUAUAUUACUUGAAGGAUUCGGUACACCUAAUAACGAGAAUUCGUCUUCUGAUCACCCUACAACCGUUCAUCACAUUCUAAACUCCAUUUUUACUAAUGAGUAUCUACAGAUUCUACAAGAUUUGGCUCUCAUGCAGACCGAAAGUGUGCAUGGAAGACAUGUUGCGGAAAGCAACCGACUUUUGAAAAUGUGGCAGGCAGAAAUUAUUGCUAAUACAUUAUCAGAGGCAGUUGCAAGCCAUUUGGAAGUAUUAGAGCUUCGUCGCUUAGGAGGUAUUUUAGAGUGUUACGGAGAGUCUAUGAGAAAUAGAUCAAUAAUGAAUUCAAAAAUAUUGCAAUUAUUUGUUGGAGAUAAUCUUUUUGAAAAGCAUAUUCGUUCAGUGUGUGAAACCUUAACACCGUCUGAUGAAUUAGAUGUUAAAAAUAUUUCAAAUAAAUUGGAUACUCCUAAUAAUAGAAUGCCUAUAUUUGAGUUACUCCGGAAGUAUAAUAUAAAUAUUACGAGAGAUUUAUUACCAUUUCAUAAAUCGCAGAUAGCUUUAUAUAAAACGAAAAAAGAAAUUGAAAAGUGCCACAUUAAUCAAGCUUUUUGGAAUACAAACAUAAACAAGGGUUUGUUACAUAUUUACGAUAUGAUAUCUAACAAUAAGCGAAAGAGUGUUAAAGUAUCUCAAGAUUUUCUAAACCAAGAAACCUUUCGUUUGAUAUCAGCUUUAAAUCGUAAUUGUAUAACGAACAUGACGUUAAAUAUAAAGGAAAUUUCUGGAAUAAAACACCCCUUUACAUUACUACUAGAAUUCGUCGAACUAUUUUUAAAAAAAAUUGGGAUUUUACUACGUCUCCAAAAGCAAGCUUGUAGUCCUAAAUUAUUUCAGUCUAAUUAUUGCUUUGAUUUGGAGUCGGCGGAAAUAUCUGAAGAACAAAGCACCCUAACUUUCUACUGGUCUCAAUUGUCACAAACUCCAACGCUUCCUGAAUUAUUAAAAUCAUUUCUUGUAGUUAAAAAACCUGUUUUACCAGAUGUAGACCUGCGGGAAUCCCAACUAUGGUUGUGUCGUACGUGUUGCUCAAGUCCAUGUGUUCCACAGACAUUGCUAGGAGGCUUAAGUAACUCAUCAUUAAGUCAUCCUCCAAAACAAGAAGUUAAAGAAGGGCAUACUAAUCCGAGUAGAACGCCACUACAUGUCUCGAAUGUAUGGCCGUCUUCAAAUACAAUAUCUGUACCUCUAGAUAAAGUAUCAAGAUUUAAUAAUAUGAGUGUCCCAUCGACAUUUGUUCCGUCAUCCAACUCUCAAAUAUAUCGAGCGUCUACGAUGCCAAAUACUCCUCUUAAUAGUUGUCUUCAGAAAGUAUCUCAAGGGAUCAUUGAUCCAAAACAUUCGCAAGCAAUCUUGAAUGAAAACAUGAUGUAUUGCAACGGUUCUGGAAUGCCGCUUACUAUUCAAGAUAACUUUUUGUAUAAAAACAAUAUGAAAAUGGUUCCCACUAAUGAAUAUAUGAGUUAUUUUGGAUCCAACAUUCCUAUAACAAACAACGCUCCGCUAACAAAAUACUCUAGAAAAUUGGAACAAUCACAAAUUAAUUCGGCUCCUGUGCAAAAAUUUGUGGUGCGGCCCUCCACAACACGGCGGGGAACCGGAUCACUUGCCACUGCAGUAUUUCGUCAACCUGUUCCAAAAUAUUCUGUUGCCCCUAUCCUGGCACCAUAUUCGCCUUUUAACUGGGAAGCUAGCAAUAACAUUCGAAAUUGUAAUGAAGAACCGUCUGUUUAUUGGAAGCCUACGCUCAAGCACUCCGCUCCAUCUAAUUUUUCUAUGUCUACACAACCGCAGAAUUCAGCAAAUCAAACAAACAUGAUACCUGGGCUCGGUAACUUGCCGUUUACGUCAUGUAACCCAUUACCGCAUGGAGACAAAGGACCAAUCAAUGAAUUUCUUUUACCCAACGUGUCUAAUACUGGAGGACAAUUUUUUUCCAACUAUUAUGACCAAAAUACAAAACAGGAUGAAUUACGAAGUUGGAUUCCCGAAACAAAUACUUUGACAAAUAGAAAAAUGCCUUCUAACGGGAAUAAUAAAAGACCAUUAGAAGCUGUUGCCUGUACAAGCAAUAGCUUACAACGGAGUCAUAGUAUAGGGGAAAAGCAAGAAUUAGAAGUAGGAGUUGAGGGACCUUCUGCUGCGGCUAAGAGUAAUUUUGAUUCAUCAUUUAAACAAUUGCACCACCGUAGUAAACAUCCAAUAGGUUUUCAGCCAGUUGUUGGAAAUAACGUCUAUCAACGUGACGCUUCAUGUGGCCCUAUGCAUCAAAUGCUCCAAAGACAUCAGAAUGUUAAUAAGGAUAUUAGUCAUUUUACACAAUCUACAGAGAAAGCUAACGAUAUUGGAAAUCAAGCUUCUUUUUCUAAAUCUUCUGUACAUAAUAAUAGUCGACCAUUGUUAAUGACGGGAGAAAGACACAAAAAUAAUACAUUAUCAUGUAUUGGAGAUCCUCAACAUAUAAGUUCUCAGGGUGACAGUUCACUAGUUGAAACUAUGACACCACUACGUGAUUCGGCACAUAAAGAUUCCUGUAAACCAUAUAUAUCAGAUGGAACGCAGCAAACGUCUUCGUCUAAUUUAGUUGGUUGUUCCUCAAAUACGAGUCAUACAUGGAACACACUCGACAAUGUAGACACAUCCUUAAGUAAACAAAUCAACAAUGAUAAGUUGUCUCAAAUGACAAAUAUAACAAGCGACACAAACUCAGCUCUCUAUGACGCUAAUAGUAGUGGAGUGAGCCAAAAUAGCGAAAGUUUUAAUUACCAGAAAUCUGGCAGUAUUUCGAAUUCUCCUCAUACUCUUAACUCUAAAUUAUCAGAAAAUAUAAAUCAGGUUAAUGUUAAAAAUUCGCAGAAAAACAUUAACCGAAGUGUAGCAAUAACACCUGUAUGCCGUUCCUUAUCACCUACAAACCAAGUCUCGUGUCAAACUUUCACGUCUGUUCGGAUUUCCGAUGUGAAUCCACCAAACGUUUAUUCUGAAAAUUUCAUUGAUUCAACACCAAACCAACAAUUUCAAACUAAAAAUCCUAGUUUUAACAACACAUCUUCCAGUGACUCUCUUGAAAUAGAUUCAACAAUCGGAGAAAGAACAAAUUCUCGAUUGUCUUUUUCUGAAAUUCAAACUGCGCAACAAAAUAGUGCACGUCCACAGCAGCCCCGGCAACAGUUGCUUCAGCAACAACAAAUGCUACUACAUCAAAAACAGCAACCACAAAAAGCGCAAAAUGCAAAUCAACAGUUUCAAGCACAGCAGUCACACCAACAAACCAACGUAUCACAGCAACAACUUCAGCAACAGCAAUCACACCAGCAUUUGCAAAAGUCGCAAUUCCAACAACUUAUACACCAACAGCAACAGUUUCAGCAGAAGCAGUCACAACAAUCCUAUCAACAAAUACAACUGCAGCAGCACUUGCAGUCUCAGCAUGGACAACCCCAACACCUGUUGCAGCCUCAACAAAUGCAGUUGCCUCAGCCAAUGCAACAGCAGCAAAUGCAACAGCCUCAGCAAAUGCAACAACCUCAACAAAUGCAACAGCCUCAACAAAUGCAACAACAGCAAAUGCAACAGCAGCAAAUGCAACAACAGCAAAUGCAACAGCAGCAAAUGCAACAACAGCAAAUGCAACAGCAGCAAAUGCAACAACAGCAAAUGCAACAGCAGCAAAUGCAACAGCAGCAAAUGCAACAACAGCAAAUGCAACAACAGCAAAUGCAACAGCAUAAACAACCAGAUCAGCAAUUGUUACAGAUGCAGCGUCAGCAACAGCUUCUACAAAUGCAACGACAGCAGCAACAAGUUUUAUUACAGCAGCAAUUACAUCAACAUUUGCAGCCACAGCAACAGCAACAACUGACAUCAAAUCCAUUAUUUCAGCAACACUUACAACAACAACUGCAGCUUCAACAACAACAAUUUCAAAUACAACAACAACGAUUGUACCAGCAACAACUUCAACUACAAAAGUUUCCUUCUGUUUCUCAAAUUAAAGAAGAUCCAAAUUCGAGUCGCCAAUCAUUUCAACCAUCCUCGAUGCUUUACCAGCAAACACAGCAAAAACCACUACUUCCUAGCAAUGUAUAUCAGCAAGGUCGACGACCAAUCGCAAAUCUGCAACAUAUAUACCCGUUUCCAAAGGUAUCGUCCCAGACAACUCAAAACUUUCAACAAAUGCCGCCGGCUCCCUAUAGUAAUUUACCGCAAUUCCAUGGAAGAGUACUUUUUGACAAAAAUGGAUGCGACGAUCAUUUUAAACACGACCAUAAUAUAAUAGGUGAAGGUAUUAUUACACCAGUGAAUAUUCAAAAUUUGCAACAGAAUAUUAAUUCUUAUGGUGGCACAAAGGAUUCUUUACAUCAUUCAAGCAAUUUAAAAAACACUUAA